ACAAACAAAACUGCUAGCACAUCCAGCAGCAGCAACAGUCAAAAUGUUCGUAGUUAGAGUCACUUGUACACUUCCAUCAUCCAUGUGGUAGUUUCUUCACAAUUCCCCACUAGCAAAAGCACAACUUUCAAUUCAAUAUCUGCAUUUCAAAUAUUCCUUUUCUUUUGUAAUAUAUAUAUACACACAAUUUUUGUGUCCCAUUCAAAAGAAAGCAAGAGAAAGAGACCGAGAUAUGGCGCUCAGGCUUAGCUCCGGCGAUAUUUCUGGUUUCAAGUUUUUAAUUUCUUUAGCCAUUAUGUACGGUCUAAUGUCAGUGGCUGUUUACUAUAUUAUUCACAUGAAGUUUAUUACGCCACUUGAUAUCGAUGCUCCUCUUGAUCGAUUCUCCGAGGCUAGAGCUGUUGAACAUGUUCGAGUUUUAGCUCAAGAUGGUCGUCAAGAAGGGCGUCCUGGAUUAAGAGAAGCUGCUAUCUAUAUUAGAACACAAUUGGAAAUGAUAAAGGAUAGAGCUGGAUCAGACUUCAGAGUUGAGAUUGAAGAGGAGGUUGUUAAUGGCUCUUUCAAUAUGAUAUUUUUAGGACACAGUAUAUCUUUGGGAUAUAGAAACCAUACAAACAUUGUUAUGAGGAUAUCAUCUGUAGAUUCAAAAGACACUGAUCCAUCAGUUUUAAUUAAUGGCCAUUUUGAUAGUCCACUUGGUUCACCGGGAGCUGGUGAUUGUGGUUCAUGUGUUGCAUCAAUGCUGGAACUAGCAAGAGUUAUUACAGACUCUGGUUGGGUCCCUCCUCGGCCCAUUAUUUUUCUGUUUAAUGGCGCAGAAGAACUUUUUAUGUUGGGUGCACAUGGCUUCAUGAAGACAUAUAAAUGGCGCAAUUCAAUAGGAGCUUCUAUUAAUGUGGAAGCAUCUGGCUCUGGAGGUCCUGACUUAGUCUGCCAAUCUGGGCCUGGUGCUUGGCCUUCUCUAGUCUAUGCUCAAUCUGCAAUAUAUCCCAUGGCACAUAGUGCUGCUCAGGAUGUUUUUCCUGUUAUUCCUGGAGAUACAGAUUACAGAAUGUUUUCCCAAGAUUACGGAAAUAUUCCCAGCCUUGAUAUUAUCUUUCUUCUUGGUGGUUAUUACUACCAUACCUCUUAUGAUACGUUGGACAAAUUAUUACCUGGAAGCAUGCAAGCACGUGGAGAUAAUCUACUAAGCAUACUUAAAGCUUUUACAAAUUCUUCUAAGUUACGAACUGCCCAAGAAAGAGAAUCCCUUAGAGCUACUUCCAAUGACUACAAGGAUGAGCGAGCUGUUUUCUUUGAUUACUUAUCAUGGUUCAUGAUAUUCUAUUCAAGAAGGGUUUCGUUGGUACUUCAUAGCAUUCCCAUUGCUAUCUUUUUUGUUAUGCCAUUCUUUUUGCGUUUAUUGGAUUCAGGGUUACAAUCUUCAUUUGCAACCUUCUAUGAUUUUGUGAAAGGAUUUCUUUUACAUGCUUCUGGGAUUCUGUUGGCAAUUGCUUUGCCAGUUAUCUUUUCCAUUGUGAGAUUGUUCUUCUCUAGUCAUGCAAUGAACUGGUUUGCUCAUCCAUUUUUGGCUUUCAUGAUGUUCAUUCCCUGCUCACUUAUUGGUUUGUUGAUUCCAAGAAUUGUUUGGAAUUCUUUUCCCCUCUCUCAAGAUGUUUCAGUUCUCAAGAAACCAAAGGAGGCACUAUCUAAUGAAGCUCGGUUUUGGGGAGCAUACGGUUUUUAUGCUUGCUUAACUUUGGCUUAUCUUGCAGCUGGCCUAAGUGGAGGGUUCCUGACCUUUUUGGUGUCAGCUUUUAUGCUUCCUGCAUGGAUCUGCUUUAACCUUUAUAUAAAGUCUUAUGGUCAUCAACCACUCAGGUCUGCAGUCAUCUAUAUAAUACCUCUAAUUCCAUGUCUCAUUUACUCAGUAUAUUUUGGUGGAUUUCUUGCCCAAUUUUUGAUUGAGAAGAUGGGUAUGAUGGGUGCUGUUCCUCCACCUUAUGGAUAUUAUAUUACUGAUAUUGUAGUGGCAGCAAUAAUUGGGGUUGUAACUGGUUGGUGUGUGGGACCUCUAGUACCUAUUUGUGGCCAUUGGCUGGCUAGGUCCUCCAUCAUGCAGUUCUUGCUGCAUGUUAGCGUGCUUGCAUUGGCUCUCUCAUCACAGUUUUUUCCCUACAGCAACACUGCGCCUAAGAGGGUUGUUUUUCAGCAUACAAUUGUUACUGCAGAUGCAAAUGGGGUCGUGGACUGCAGUUAUGAUUUUUCUGUUGUGGAUUCAAAUUCAUUACUUUUUCUUUUUAAAUAUGCGCCUGAAGUGGCAAAGGACUUGCACAUUGGUUCAGAUUUUUCUUUUGAAACUGCUAAAUUGUCUCACCGAGAGACUUGGAUGGCCCUGUUUCCUGUAUCUCUUUUGUUCUCAAGAAGUUUGAAGUUCCCUGCUAGGAGUGAUGACAUUUCGAAGCAAUAUAGAUCUUUCCCGUACUUGUCUAACUACAAGGCUCAUACAAUUGCUAGUGAGGGAACUCGGAGAGUUUACUUGGAACUUUCCUUAGGCAACUUAGAGGAGGUCUGGGUUGCUGUCCUUAACAUUACUGGUCCCUUAUCGAGUUGGUCGCUUGCAGACAAUAAACUUCCAGCUCCUGAAGCAGUUGAUGGUGGUCCCCUGUCAUAUAUAUGUAGACUUAGCGGAGCUAGUGAUGAUAAAUGGAGAUUCUGGUUAGAGGCUAACAGUUCUAACGAUUUAAGGGUGGAACUUGCUGUGAUAGACCAAGUUUUGUCUGAUGGAGCUAAAAAUCUGAAGGGCCUUUUCCCCGACUGGGUAGACGUGACAGCAUAUUCUAGCUUUAUGUCCAGCUAUAUCUUUUAAUUUGUUUUAUGCAUUGCAGAGGACAUGUACUGGUGGACCAUACAUUGAUUUGAAAGCAAAAAAGUUUUCCCAGAUCAUAACAAAUCACAGUUUUGGAAUUCGUUGGCAGCAUUGGCUUAUGUUUUCGAUCAAAUCACUUAAAAACGCAUUACUGAGGCUGGUUUAUUGGUAAACAUGUUUAUCAUACGCUUAAGUUUGCUUUGGAAUAUUGUAUUUUGAAUUUGCUGAAUGCAUCUAUAUCUUUUUCUAUUAAAGACAA
Messenger RNA from Ricinus communis (castor bean), 3107 nucleotides. RefSeq names its product endoplasmic reticulum metallopeptidase 1. Lineage: Eukaryota; Viridiplantae; Streptophyta; Magnoliopsida; Malpighiales; Euphorbiaceae. The transcript has 21 exons. Gene Ontology annotation, molecular function: metalloexopeptidase activity. The record is from RefSeq and is a predicted model, not a curated record. Gene Ontology annotation, biological process: proteolysis. Bases 233 to 2848 code for a protein of 871 amino acids.